Messenger RNA from Symphalangus syndactylus (siamang), 1532 nucleotides. It is a transcript of the gene TBATA, whose product is annotated as thymus, brain and testes associated. The record is from RefSeq and is a predicted model, not a curated record. Lineage: Eukaryota; Metazoa; Chordata; Mammalia; Primates; Hylobatidae.
GACUUGCCCGCAGACCCUACAGCCUUCCCCUCGAUUUGUCCUCUUGCUCCUUCCUGCUCGGACAGCAGGGCUUCUCAUACACGUGCUGUAGCAGGCACUGCCUUGGCAGGAGGAUUUGGGGCUUCCACAUAUCCUGUUCUCAAGAUAGUAGCAUCUAAGUACCUAGAGCCCAGUCACUGACAUCAAGGAUGUCUGGAGCUUCCUUUUAAGGAGAGAAAAGAUCAGCAAACUUGCCUGUUCCUGUUUACACUUCCACCACCUGUUCGUGAGAGUUCCUGUUCUGCAUCUUCAACACUAGUAUUAAGUGCACUGGCCUUUAGUCUGUUAGAAAGCAUACAAUGGCUACAGAUGUUCAAUUGGCUGAUUAUCCACUGAUGAGUCCAAAGGUUGAGCUGAAACCUGAGAAGAAGUCAGGGCGUAAGCCAAGGAGCCCCAGGGACAGUGCGCCACAGAAAGAACUGGUGAUCCCAGGGAUUGUGGAUUUCGAGCGGAUCCGCCAGGCAUUGAGGACCCCCAAGCCCCAAACCCCUGGCACCUACUGCUUUGGACGCCUCAGUCACCACUCCUUCUUCUCCCGGCACCACCCACACCCCCAGCACGUGACCCACAUCCAAGAUCUCACCGGGAAGCCUGUCUGUGUCGUCAGGGACUCUCCAGCCCCCUUGCCUGAGUCAACUGUCUUUUCCGGCUGUCAGAUGGGGAUGCCCACCAUCUCUUUCCCCAUUGGAGACCCACAGUCUAAUCGGAACCCCCAGCUUUCUUCUGAAGCCUGGAAGAAGGAGUUGAAGGAGCUGGCUUCCCGGGUGGCCUUCUUCACCAAGGAGGAUGAGCUGAAGAAGAAAGAGCAGAAGGAGCAGAAGGAGGAGCCUCUGCGGGAGCAGGGGGCAAAGUACUCAGCAGAGACUGGGAGGCUCAUCCCCGCUUCUACCCGGGCUGUCAGCCGCCGCAGAUCUCACCAGGGCCAGCAGAGUCAGUCUUCCAGCAGAGAUGAAGGAGUCCAGGCCUUCCUCCUUCAGGAUCAGGAGCUGCUGGUCCUGGAGCUCCUGUGUCAGAUCCUGGAAACAGACUCGCUAAGCGCGAUCCAGUUCUGGCUGCUCUACGCUCCGCCCAAGGAAAGAGACCUCGCUCUGGGACUCCUGCAGACAGCAGUGGCUCAGCUCCUUCCCCAGCCCCUAGUCUCCAUCCCUACAGAAAAGCUCCUAAACCAGCUUCAAGAAGUGCACGAACCUCCUCAAGAGAAGCAAGAGCCACCCUGCAGUCAAUCCCUGAAGAAAACGAAGAUAUCACAUUUUUCAAAAGGCGAAAAACCAGGGUACAUUGGAGAAGCUCAAGUCCUCCAGAUGCAUUCAAGCCAGAACACAGAGGAGAAGACAUCAAAGCCGAAGGCAGAGAGCUGAGGGGCCCUAACACCUGCCCCUGCCUUGCUCAAGGGCAGCCCCGAGGGUUCAGGGGUGUUUCUGUCUCCACCAUCUUCACAGCAGUACCUGAUUCCCUACCGUGAAAACUACUAAAUAAAACCAUCUUCCCUGAGA